Molecule: messenger RNA, 3940 nt
Organism: Podarcis lilfordi (Lilford's wall lizard)
Lineage: Eukaryota; Metazoa; Chordata; Lepidosauria; Squamata; Lacertidae
Source: the annotation of a GenBank genome assembly
AGGUGUGCCACCAUCAUUUCACUGGGUUUGGGAGAAACAAAAAAAUAUCAAUGUGAAGGAAUGCUGGGACGGUAUGUGACUAUUACCAUUCCAGGCGAAGCCAAAUAUCUCACCCUCUGUGAAGUUCAAGUUUUUGGUCACAGGAGAGCUCCCCCAGGUAUGUAUAAAAAUUUUCCAACAAAUACUUGAGUUGGUAUUUGUUGGCAUAACUACUUUUUGCUGGAGAAACAGUUGUCUGAGCUGGGAUUGGGCACUUUCAGGUGUUUGAAAUAAGACGUUCUCAGUACUCUAGGCUGGAAUAUAUUAUUACGGUUUUGAGGGGUCAGUCUGGUUGAUGAUUCCCUUCAAAAUCUGUGAUAGAGAUUAGACUCUAUACAAGGAAACCAGUCAGUCAAACCAGUUAUUUUGUUCAGGUAAUGGCAUUAGCAGGCCAGGUAAGUCCUGCCAUUCAUAUUAGAAAGACUUAUGUCUCACAACAAAUGUAACUGAUCUGUAGAAAACACAACCUGAAAAAGACACAAUGCAUGUACUUUUGUAAACUAAGAAAACCUUUAAUAAAAAUUAUUUAAAAAAUAAAAGAAAGAGUUUGCCCUGUUGCCCUCCGUCUUGUGCUCAGGUUGUAUGUAUUUAUAAAUGAAACUAUAUAUCCUAAAGACAUCACAGUCUCCAAAGAUCUUCAUUCCAAGGAAACUUCAUUCCAGCACACCUGGAGUCUCUUGCUGCUUGGAGAUUGGGUGCACACAACAAUAUCCAUUAGCCUUGUAAGAUUUGUUUAUCCAUCUAUCCACCUCUCUCUCUCUCUUAUCUAUCUAUCAUCUAUCUAUCUAUCUAUCUAUCUAUCUAUCUAUCUAUCUAUCUAAUCUAUCUAUAUCUAUCUAUCUAUCAUCUAUCUAUCUAUCUAUCUAUCUAUCAUCUAUCUAUCUAUCUAUCUAUCUAUCUAUCUAUCUAUAUCUAUCUAUCUAUCAUCUAUCUAUCUAUCUAUCUAUCUAUCUAUCUAUCUAUCUAUCAUCUAUCUAUCUAUCUAUAUCUAUCAUCUAUCUAUCUAUCCUAUUUAUUUCUCCCUAACAGGGACUUAAGGUGGCUAACAUGUAAAAUAGGAACAGCUAAAAACAUUGGGGAAAAUAUCAUUAAAAACAAUUAAGCUUUAAUAUCUCUAUCUCUGUCUCAUCUACAAACACACACAAAUACACUAUUAACCAAGAAAAAGGGCCAGUCAGCAAAUGACCAUACCAUGGGCACAUCCAGAUUGGUGUCUCAUGUUGCUAUCCAAUCAUUUGUUUCUCUACUGAGAGCUACAAGUUGAACUGUGUGUGUGUGUGUGUGUGUGUGUGUACACACUCCUUUGAUGUAUACAAUCUGCUAUGUUGCAUCCACACUAGUGGGUGUGACAAAGCUGAGAUAAGGGCACUGCAUUGUUCAAGCAAUAUCUGGAAACCCAGAACUAGUUUUCUUGUUUAGUUGUGUGCGCAUUACUUUCCCUUUCCUGCAGUUCCCAAUGUGGCCCUCGAAGGUGAGGCAUCCCAGUCCAGUACCUACAACCAACUAGGAGUUGCAAAGAAUGCCAUUGAUGGGUCUACCUCCACUAACUAUAUGCGUAGAUCAUGCACUCACACGGAUAUAGAGCUGAAUCCAUGGUGGGCGGUGGACUUGAAGGGAGAAUUUGAUGUGUCUAGCAUAAGCAUCACCAAUCGAGAAGACUGUUGUGCAGACCGGCUGGAUGGGGCUGAAAUCCGCAUUGGCAACUCCUUUGAGAAUGGCGGUUCUGCAAAUCCCAGGUACUUGCUGGUUGAAUGUUCUCAAGGGGGUCACAAGGAUAAAGCACAGAGAAGACAAUACCAUGAGAAAGAUGAGACAAUGCAGAAACCACAGAUAAAAAAUAUAUCUGUGAAAUGCAGUGAUCUUCCAUUAUUCAUCUGUAUCUUUUAUUCUUUUCAGUGUGUAUCAGGUUGACCAGCAGCCAUCCAGAUGUGGCUGGACUACAACUCCCAUCACCCCUGACCUUUGGCCUGGGGCUGAUGGGAGUUGGGUUCCUACAACUUCUAGAGGUCCACUGGUUAGCGAUUCCUGGCAUAAAUCAUGUUGCAGUUGGUGGUGUCCUUCAGUCACCUAAUAUUAUUAACAUGAAUGGAUUUCUUUUUCAAGGUGUGCCACUAUCACCUCACUAGGUGCUGGAGAAACCCGCAGUUACAAUUGUGGAGGAUUCAAAGGGCAGUAUGUAACAUUGACCAUCCCAGGCAUUCAGUAUCUCACCCUGUGUGAAGUCCAAGUGUUUGGUGUGAAGGUGGAUUCAUCUGGUGAGUAAAAAGGUUUCUCGGGUGGAUAAGAAAUGUGGAUAAGCCCUUAGUGGUGCAAUUGAUGCCUAUCCCCAUUUGCUGAUAACUGAGCACCAGGCUCAGCAUUACUGGCAUUAGGCAUGUAACAUGAGUUCAGCACUAAACUGUUCUAAAACAAUUGUGCUUCUAGUCAAGACCUCCCCAUUUGGAACGCAGAAAGUGUAAAAGUGAACGGGGCAUUUUAUCCCAACAGCCAGAAAGGAGCCACCCUAAGGAGACAGGUGGAGAUUGGGCAGAUGGGGACCCUUUCCCCUCAUCAUCUGAGGAAGCUUGAUGUUGUCAGAAUUGGACACUUCUUCUUGUUUUGGAUGUAAACACAUAUAAUCAUCUUCCCAUCUUGAAUUCCGCAGGACAUCCAGACAUCCCAUCUGAAAAGGAAGAAGCAUAAUUGAGAGUAAGUUCAUUUCUCUUUAAAUUCACACAUCUAAAAGAUCUGCCACCCCCAAUAUUUGCAGAGGUCUACAAGGACUGGUUCUGAACUCUGCCUUGGACUGAAUUUUGGGUGAAGUUUUGGGCUUCCACUCAGACAGAUUCCCCAAAUUUGGCUGAGAGGCUUGCUUCAAAUUGGCACCAUUUUUUCACAUGCUUCAGAGCUACCAAUCUAGAGGAAGUGGAGUUUUAGGCUAUGCUGAUCUCACUUCAGUCGCAUCCUUCCCUAUAGGAACAAAGACCUCAAGAGCUGAAUCAGAGAACUGCCUCUAUUGUCAAAUGUUGUGUUUAUGGUGAUAUAUACAUUUAUUUUAUGGUGGUAUAUAUCUGUCCAUGGUUUUAGUGUGUGACAGCUGUUUCAUUCAUAUGUAUCCUUCCAUAUAGCAAAGAUGACAUGGUAAUGUUCUAUUGCUUCAGAUAGGCAAAGAAGACAAUUUUCCACUCUGCAAGCUUUGCGAAGGAUUGCUCCUAACUGAAUUUCAUAUCAUUAUCUCUCUUGAGUUUAUUUUAUUAGGCAGAAAACCCUAUGUGUUUUUUGUAUUCUUUUUGUAUUGUGUGCUGUUUGUAGUCCUUGUGUAAUGUAGGAAACCUUGGAUAAUUCAUACAGAGGCAGAAUAUACAGUAUAUAUUAUUUAAAAAGAAAAUAAAUAAUUGAGGCUGUGGUCAUCCCACAUGAAUGUGUGAACUAGCCUUAAAAGGCCGUGGAGUGAACAACACUUUUCUAAUAAGACAGAAGACAGUUAAUAUUUUAAUUAUUAGUUUUAAUAACCUAUAUUGCAUGUUUAAUAUUGUUUUGCAGUAUGUUGUCCAAGGAAUGUUUGUGGAUGGGUAGCUAUAAACAUGUAAUUCAUAAAAUAAACAACCCUGGCAGGUUGCAUCCCAAGGAGAGCACAGAUCCUGCUACCCACAAAUCACCCUGGUAUCUCAGCUGCCUUAAUUUUCUUUCCGCAUAGAUUACAUUGCAUGGGACAGCAGAAAUUGUGAAACCAAGAACCCCUACCUUUGUAGAAAGACACCACAAAUUAUCGUUAGUAGGGACUAACAAGGAGGAACCCUGGCUGGCUGUCUAGAAGAACCUGCACCCAGAGGGAUGUCAACUCCUUCCAUGACUGCUAAACUCACCUGCUACUCAUCUAUAGGCUGAAAUCCCAAAUAAACAGUAGCACUUGCAACUCUAU